This is a messenger RNA of Salvia hispanica, 1125 nucleotides long. Lineage: Eukaryota; Viridiplantae; Streptophyta; Magnoliopsida; Lamiales; Lamiaceae. The record is from RefSeq and is a predicted model, not a curated record.
AUGCGGGUUUCUAUAGAAGGUUUAUCAAAGGAUUUCGUGAAAAUCGCGCAGCCGCUCACUCAUUUGUUGCACAAUGAUAUGGAAUUCGUCUUUGAUGAAGGAUGCAAAAAGGCAUUUCAGUUGCUCAAGGACAGACUCGUAUCAGCACCAAUUAUCAGAGCGCUAGAUUGGAAUCACCCUUUUGAGAUAAUGUGCGACGCGAGUGAUUUCGCUGUGGGAGCCGUCCUAGGACAGAAGAUUGAAGGAAAAAGGAAAUUUCCUAGACAGGUUAGUUGGGAAGCAGUUUUGGCUUUAACCGGUCUAGGAGAAACUGAUAAAGGGAAGCGCACGCUUAACGCAGAACCGUGGUUUGCUGACUUAGCUAACUACUUGGUCACGGGAGAGACAGGGGGAAUUUCAAGGAGGGACGAGAUGCCUCAGGUCCCGGUGAUUGUGUGCGAAAUUUUCGACGUAUGGGGAAUGGACUUCAUUGGGCCAUUUCCAUCAUCCUGUGGGAACACAUAUAUAUUGGUUGCGGUAGACUAUGUGUCUAAAUGGAUAGAGGCUAAGGCCACCACAACAUGCGAAUCGAAGGAAGUGGCGAAAUUUCUGAAGGCCAAUAUUUUCAACAGAUAUGGAGUUCCUAGAGCCAUCUCUAAUGGCCAAGCGGAAAUUUCUAACCGCGAAAUCAAGGCAAUAUUGGAGAAGACUGUUCAUCCGUCAAGGAAGGACUGGAGCAAGAGGCUCGGUGACGCAUUAUGGGCCUACAAAACUGCUUUUAAGACGCCUAUUGGAAUGUCGCCUUACAGGCUUUUGUUUGGCAAGAUGUGCCACUUACCUGUGGGUAUCGAACACAAGGCGUACUGGGCAGUAAAAGAGUUGAACAUGAAGCCUUCGGCUUGUGAAGAAAAAAGGAAGUUACAGUUACAAGAACUGGAGGAAUUGAGGCUGGAGUCGUUUGAGUCUGCCAUGUGUGGAGGAAGUGCCACUACGCGCACUCUCUACUAUCACCUAGACAGACGAGGAGGUAUUCUCGAUGAAUUCCUGGGUCAGGGUCAUGGUCAGGGAAGUCAGCUAGGGAAGGAGAGCCUGGAAGAAGAAGUCAAGGAGAGCCUGGAGGAAGAGGUCAAGGAGGGAUUGAGAUAA